CGCAUCCCCCGCCCGCCCCUCCGACAGACAUCAAAAUGAGCGCCCAAGACGCGGACAUUACCGACCCCGCCCUCGCCGCCGAGCUCAAGAAGAAGCGCACCUUCCGUACUUUCUCUUACCGCGGUGUUGAGCUUGACAAGCUCCUCGACCUUGGCAAUGAGGAGUUCAUGGAGUUGGUCCACGCCCGUGCGCGGAGACGGUUCCAGCGCGGUCUGAAGCGCCGCCCUAUGGGCCUCAUCAAGAAGCUCCGCAAGGCGAAGAAGGAGGCGCCCCCGAACGAGAAGCCCGCCGUCGUGAAGACCCACCUCCGUGACAUGAUUAUCGUCCCGGAGAUGAUUGGCUCUGUCGUCGGUAUUUACAACGGCAAGGUCUUCAACUCGGUUGAGAUCAAGCCCGAGAUGACUGGCCACUACCUUGCCGAGUUCUCGUGCUCGUACAAGCCCGUGCGCCACGGCAAGCCCGGUAUUGGUGCCACGCACUCAUCGCGUUUCAUCCCCCUCAAGUAAAUUCGGAUUUGCUUGUGUUUCCAUGUCGUCUAUCUCUUGCUGUACUGCAUCACGCCAUAAAAUUCUAUGCGAUAUGUCAUGGGAUUUGGU
Punctularia strigosozonata HHB-11173 SS5 is the source of this 596-nucleotide messenger RNA. RefSeq names its product 40S ribosomal protein S15. Lineage: Eukaryota; Fungi; Basidiomycota; Agaricomycetes; Corticiales; Punctulariaceae. The coding region runs from base 36 to 506 and encodes 156 amino acids. The transcript has 7 exons. Gene Ontology annotation, biological process: translation; ribosomal small subunit assembly. Gene Ontology annotation, molecular function: structural constituent of ribosome. The record is from RefSeq and is a predicted model, not a curated record. Gene Ontology annotation, cellular component: ribosome; cytosolic small ribosomal subunit.